This is a messenger RNA of Oryza brachyantha (malo sina), 375 nucleotides long. RefSeq names its product 14 kDa proline-rich protein DC2.15-like. The coding region runs from base 1 to 375 and encodes 124 amino acids. The record is from RefSeq and is a predicted model, not a curated record. Lineage: Eukaryota; Viridiplantae; Streptophyta; Magnoliopsida; Poales; Poaceae. The transcript has a single exon.
AUGGCAGGCAAUGCCUCGAUCGCGCUGUUCCUCGCCGUCAGCCUGGCGGUGGUCUCGCUGGCCAGUGCCUGCGGCGGCCGCUGCCCGCCGACGCCCACCCCGACGCCGGUGGCGUCCGGCAGGUGCCCCCGCGACGCGCUGAAGCUGGGCGUGUGCGCCAACGUGCUGGGCCUGAUCAAGGCCAAGGUGGGCGUGCCGCCGGCGGAGCCGUGCUGCCCGCUGCUGGAUGGCCUCGUCGACCUUGAGGCGGCGGCGUGCCUCUGCACGGCGAUCAGGGGCAACGUCCUCGGCAUCAACCUCAACCUCCCCGUCGACCUCAGCCUCAUCCUCAACUACUGCGGCAAGCGCGUGCCCACCGGCUUCAAGUGCCUCUAA